Molecule: messenger RNA, 783 nt
Organism: Trichoderma asperellum CBS 433.97
Lineage: Eukaryota; Fungi; Ascomycota; Sordariomycetes; Hypocreales; Hypocreaceae
Biological process (GO): rRNA processing
Cellular component (GO): nucleus; preribosome, small subunit precursor
Source: RefSeq, a predicted model, not a curated record
AUGGCUGCCUCCGCCGCCGUCUCUGCGCAAGAAGCGCAGCAGAUGCCCUUUAUCAGAAACCUCGCCUCAAGCGACCGCAAACUCCGCACCGAAUCCCUCUCCUCCCUCCAAGCCUUCCUCUCCUCCCGCCAGUCUCUCACGCCCAUCGACGCCCGCAAGCUCUGGACAGGCCUCUACUACGCCCUCUGGAUGACGGACCGCCCGCGCCCCCAGCAGGCCCUCGCCGCCGACCUCGCCAACCUGCUCUUUGGCCUGCAGCCCGCCUGCGUCGAGCCCUGGCUCGCGGCCUUUUGGUCCGUCCUCGGCACGCAGUGGCCGCACAUUGAGGCGCUGCGCCUGGACAAGUUCCUGCUUCUCGUCAGGAGGGUGUUUGGCGCGCAUGUGCGGCUUGUCAAGGAGCAGGGCUACAAGGGCGCUUUGACGGAGCAGGUUGCGGGUGUUUUUGCGAGGUGGUGCUUUGAUGCCGAGGAUGAGGAGAAGGUUGCGCUGGGACUGAGGCUGCAUGUGCUGGAUGUGUGGGUGGAUGAGCUUGAGCGUGAGGGCGCCAUUGCUGCUGCGCAGGAGGGGAAUGAGGACGCAAAGGCGUUUGUGCAAAAGGUUGGCUCUUUGGUGGAGACGCUCAAGCGGUGUCCUGUCAAGUCUUUGCGACAACGCUCGGCAGACAGCUACGACGACGAGAGAUUGCCGUGGGCAGAGAAGAAUGAUGAGGAUGAGGGUGAGGAUGAGGAUAUGGACGGGGCAGAGGGCGAUGAGGACGACGAAUGGGGUGGUCUGGACAACUAA